Solanum stenotomum is the source of this 726-nucleotide messenger RNA. RefSeq lists its product as uncharacterized. Lineage: Eukaryota; Viridiplantae; Streptophyta; Magnoliopsida; Solanales; Solanaceae. The coding region runs from base 1 to 726 and encodes 241 amino acids. The record is from RefSeq and is a predicted model, not a curated record. The transcript has a single exon.
AUGUCGGGAUAUGGCAAGUUCAUGAAAGAAUUAGUCACAAAGAAAAGGAGCUUGGAUUUUGAGACAAUUGAAGUUUCCCAUAGUUGCAUUGGAAUUAUGACUAAAGUGUUGAUCAAAAAAAGAGAAGAUCUCGGGGCAUUCUCCAUUCCUUGCACCAUUGGCAUGCUCAAAUUCGCUAAAGAUUUAUGCGAUUUGUGGGAAAUCAUCAACUUAAUGCCAAAUGCUAUAUACAAACAAAUUGGGUUGGGUGAACCAAAAGAAACCACAAUGAGACUCUUAAUGGUUAACCGUUCAAUCAAACAUCCUGUAGGGAUACUUUACGACAUCUUGGUGAUGGUUGAUCAGUUCAUUUUCCCGGCUGAUUUUGUCAUUCUUGAUUGUGAAAUAGUUGUUGAAAUUAACAUUAUUUUUGGAAGACCAUUCUUAGCAACUGGAACAGCAUUGCUGGAUGUUGAAAGCGGGGAGUUGAUGUUUCGGGUAAAUGAAGAUGAAGUAACCUUCAAUGUUUGUAAGUCAAUGAAACACCUAAGUGAUAUCCAUGUGGUGUCCACCGUUGAAGUUAUUGAUGACGCGGUGGCUAGCGUGAAUCAAUUGAUGUGCAUGAGCGACCCUCUUGAAAUCGUGCUUGCUAACUAUGAUGACAUCAAAAUUAAAGGCUAUGAAGAGGUAGUAGCCGCUCUUUCAGGGUUGGGGGAUUUCAAAGACUCCAUUGAAAUUGGACAUUGA